Fundulus heteroclitus (mummichog) is the source of this 1292-nucleotide messenger RNA. RefSeq names its product lactose-binding lectin l-2-like. Bases 76 to 558 code for a protein of 160 amino acids. Gene Ontology annotation, molecular function: signaling receptor activity. The transcript has a single exon. NCBI's taxonomy places the organism in Eukaryota, Metazoa, Chordata, Actinopteri, Cyprinodontiformes, Fundulidae. The record is from RefSeq and is a predicted model, not a curated record.
UCCUUCUUUGUAGAUCCUCUGCAGAAUUCUGUAAAGCAUUAAAAUCUCUCAGAACAAUAGACAUCAGACUCCAAUAUGAUGUUCUUCUUGUUGUUUGGUCUUUCUCUGGCUGCUGUUGCUCCUUCGGACGGACAGGAGAUGAAGCUACUGCGUGGCGACUGCCCCAUGUUCUGGUACAACUUCGAUGGCCGCUGCUACAAAUACGUGGCCACAGACAUGACCUGGGCUGAUGCAGAGCAGCACUGCCUGUCUCAAGGAGCAAACCUGGUGUCCAUCCACAGUCUGGAUGAAGAGAACUUUGUCAAAAGGCUGAUCAGAAACUUUGAUCCCGCUCAAGCACCAAACUGGAUUGGACUCUCUGAUGCUCAGAAGGACGGGACAUUCUUCUGGUCUGACGGAUCUAAACUCUCCUUUACCUUCUGGGAGGAAGGAGAGCCAAACGACUUUGAAGGACCUGAACCCUGUGUUCACACCAACAGUGGCCCAGCCAAGAAAUGGAACGAUGCCCCAUGCACUGAUAAAUUUGCCUUUGUUUGUAAAGCUCGCCCAGCUUGUUAAUAGGCAACCAGAAUGUGAUUCUGGAUCCACUCAGUGAUUUUAAAUGUGUUGAUUAGAAAAGAUCCAACCCAACAUUGGUGUUAAAACAGGCUAAGCAUAUCUGGUAUUUGUUUUUCUCCUAAAUUUAGAUUUUUGUUUAGCAUUCUUUAUAAACUUCCCUUUGAUUUUAAAGCUUGCAGUUUGAUAAGUUUGUUACUCUUUAAACAUAGUGAUCAUAAAAUAUAUUGAAGUGCAUUUUUUUGUACUAAAUUUUCUCUAGAUAAGGUUUGUAAGAUGUUUUCCUUUUUGAUAAAAUGAAAAACAUUACAACUUUGAAAAAAUGAAUUGAAAUAAGUUUAGAUUUUAACCACAUUUGUGUGAGAAACCUUGCUAAGCGACAUAGAAAAUAACCUACAAAAUAAAAGCAGGAAGACAAUAUUCAAGAGUUCCUCACUACUUGUUUUUGGUUAAGUGCAAAACAUGAUAAUGUAACACAUUAUAAAACUAACAAAAAUACAUUAGUGGUCUGAUACACGUGUAAGUUUUAAGCAGAGAUGUUUACUUUCUGUGUGUUAAAGAUAUUUGAGGCAAAUUAAAGUGUUUUACUAUUCAUAUGUUUGUUGAGGUCAUAGAUUGGUAAAAAUAAGACUCUAUUGGAGCACAAGACCUGAAACCCAAUUCUACCCAACAACUGAAAUCUUACAUGCUAGAAGUCUGGCAAGUUUAAAAAAUUUCUGGAUUUUAGGUUUAAGAAA